Molecule: messenger RNA, 886 nt
Organism: Prunus avium (sweet cherry)
Lineage: Eukaryota; Viridiplantae; Streptophyta; Magnoliopsida; Rosales; Rosaceae
Product: expansin-A10-like
Biological process (GO): plant-type cell wall organization
Cellular component (GO): extracellular region
Source: RefSeq, a predicted model, not a curated record
ACACACAAAUUGAAUAAGAAAAAUAAAACAAUGGCUAUGAAAGCAAUGAACAUCCUGCAAUUUCUCUUGCUUAUACUCCAACUAAGUCUUCAAGCCACACAUGGCAUUGGCAGCUAUGGUGGUGAAUGGCAAACUGCCCAUGCAACAUUUUAUGGUGGCAGUGAUGCUUCUGGCACAAUGGGAGGGGCAUGUGGUUAUGGAAACUUGUACAGCCAAGGGUACGGAACUAGCACAGCUGCUCUAAGCACUGCUCUGUUCAACAAUGGUUUGAGCUGCGGGGCAUGUUAUCAAUUAAGAUGCAACCAUGAGAGUGACCCCAAAUGGUGCCUCCCUGGUGGCAUCACCAUCACAGCCACCAACUUCUGUCCUCCUAAUAACGCUUUGUCCAAUGACAAUGGUGGGUGGUGCAAUCCUCCUCUUCAACACUUCGAUUUGGCUGAGCCUGCUUUCUUGCACAUUGCAGCCUAUCGUGCUGGAAUUGUCCCCGUACUCUUCAAAAGGGUUCCAUGUGUGAAGAAAGGAGGCAUAAGGUUCACCAUGAAUGGUCACUCAUACUUCAACUUGGUGUUGAUAACAAACGUUGGGAGUGCAGGGGAUGUGAGAGCAGUAUCAAUCAAGGGGUCUAAAACAGGGUGGCUGCCAAUGUCAAGAAACUGGGGCCAAAAUUGGCAGAGCAACUCCUACCUCAAUGGCCAGAGCCUCUCCUUUAAAGUCACCGCUAGCGAUGGACUCACACUCACCAGCUACAAUGUCGUGCCUGCUGGUUGGAAAUUUGGACAGACCUUUCAAGGUGGUCAAUUUUAGAUAAUCUGUGGACAAGAAUGACUUAUACAUAGACUUGUGUCAUAAAUUAUGCAUAAAACUGCUUUGCAGUUUGCGUCUUUGA